Messenger RNA from Enterobius vermicularis (human pinworm), 843 nucleotides. Lineage: Eukaryota; Metazoa; Nematoda; Chromadorea; Rhabditida; Oxyuridae. The record is from the annotation of a GenBank genome assembly.
AUGGCUAGUGGAAGCGAAAAAACCUAUCCAUUACCAUAUCGCAGUAAGCUCACGGAGAAAAUCGAGCCUGGUCAGACAUUGAUUAUUAAGGGAAAGAUCAACGAGGACUGCAAAAGGUUCAGUAUCAGUUUGCAUCGCGAUUCAGCAGACUUUGACGGCAGCGAUGUUCCGUUGCAAGUUAGCAUUCGUUUUGACGAAGGAAAGUUGGUGUUCAAUUCCUUCACAAAUGGUGUUUGGGGUAAAGAAGAGAAGCAGAAAAAUCCGUUUAAAAAAGGCGCAGCAUAUGAUAUCCGGAUUCGGUCUCAUGACAGCAAAUUUACAAUCUAUUGUGACCGGAAGGAGGUAAAAGAAUAUGAACAUCGAGUGCCUUUGCAAUGGGUAUCACACAUCUUAAUUGAUGGGGACACUCAGUUGAACCACGUACAGUGGGGUGGCAAAUACUACCCAGUGCCGUAUGAAUCUGGUAUUGCUGGCGAAGGCUUAACACCCGGAAAAUCACUGCUUAUUUAUGGUAUUCCGGAAAAGAAGGGCAAACGAUUCAACAUUAACUUGUUGUGCAAGAAUGGUGACAUCGCACUGCAUUUUAAUCCACGAUUUGAUGAAAAACAUGUUAUUCGUAAUUCAUUUUUGGAUAACCAAUGGGGUAACGAAGAACGAGAGGGGAAAAAUCCGUUUGAAAAAGCAAUAGUUUUUGAUCUGGAAAUAAAGAAUGAAGUUUAUGCAUUCCAGAUCUAUGUUAACGGUGAGCGUUUCGCAUCGUAUGCACAUCGUGUUGAUCCAAAUGGAAUUACCGGUUUGCAGAUCCAAGGCGAUGUAGACAUUACAGGAAUCCAAAUUCAGUAA